Dermacentor silvarum is the source of this 1370-nucleotide messenger RNA. RefSeq lists its product as uncharacterized. The record is from RefSeq and is a predicted model, not a curated record. The coding region runs from base 82 to 672 and encodes 196 amino acids. The transcript has 2 exons. NCBI's taxonomy places the organism in Eukaryota, Metazoa, Arthropoda, Arachnida, Ixodida, Ixodidae.
CUGAUACUGCGCAUAAAUCUGCCCGACUCCGCAGUCAUCAACCUGUUUCGCUCCCUCGAAGGCAACCGCAGCAUAGCACUUAUGGAGUUCCGUGGGGUCACCUUCAGGAGCAGGAUCGCCAAAGCACUGCGACAACUAUUGGAGCGCAACCGAACGUUAACUUCUCUCAACGUUGACCUCCAAGAGAGUGACCUCAAAGUCGACCGCACGGUCCAGUUUCAGCGCAUAUGCAGCCAACUCACGAAGGCCCUGCUCCGAAACUUCAUUGUCACCAGCAUCACCGUGAAUGUGGAGAAAAGGAACCACUCCAACCAGCCCGUCCUCAAGGAGGCUCUCAGGCGUAACUUGGUGUUCGUCAACCGAGCCGUCCACUUCGUCAACGGCUCCAUGGAAAAAAUGGACGCCAUUGCAUUCGAGACCUUGCAGCGCUGCUACUCCGUGAAGUUAUCCCUGUGCAACGCUUUCAACAACUCCGACCAAUCCGCGAUCGAGAAGAUCGCCGAGGCACGAAAGCGGCUCGCUUUCGACUACUUCAUCCUCGUGGGCGUCGUCAAAACCAGGAUAGCCUGCCACCCACGUCGCAAGCGAAAGACUACAUUCGAUAAGCUCGGCAGAGACAUGCAGGCACUCAUCUGCUCCUACCUCAGCUUGACUGAUGUCCUGAGCAUCUGAAGCGGCACAAUUUUUUUUUUCUUUGAGUUCGCUCCACCACCUUCUGACAAUGGCGCUAUCGCGCCAGCACGCAAAGUCGGGGCACCUGAAUAUUUUAUUUGAAACCCGCUGUAAACUUCCACAUCGCCAGUGGCAUUCCAUACUAUUUCUUAAUUAGCAGGUAAAUCAAGUGAUACCUUUAGAAUUCUUAUGCCGUGCACAUUUUAUUUCCUGCACAUUUUAUACUCUCACGUUCCACUCGCUAAUUUCACGUAUCACACAAGCCCUUGCAGAAAAUGUAUUUUUUUUAAACUGUUCCACUUGGAGACGCACCUAAGUGUCUUUCCCGUAUAUGUAUAUGCCUUGUAGCUUGUGCCAACCAUUUCAAUAUGCGCAAUAUCUUCCAUCUUUCUAAGACAUCUCGAAUCACUUCACUCAAGCUGUGACUCAUAGAUUUUAGUUUUUAACACACGUUCACUGCUACAUAAAUGUCAUGCGCAUCUUAAGGCUCACCUUAUUUACUUUUUCAUGUGUUUUACGAAGUUACACUGCCCUCAACGACAUCUCGUGUAUUGCUCCUACGUUCCUGCACCGUCCCUGCAUUUUUUUGGGUGUCUGCUCUACUAGAAUAGCAGAAGCCCAAUUUUGAACACUUGUAUCUUACGCAAUCGCGUACUUAGAUGAACGCGAGCUAUAGAUGUGUUACUCAGUGAUGCCAC